GGCCUAUUAUCAAUAUAAGUAAAACAUGUAUUGCUCGUAAUCUUCACCUUGUCAUUAAAACUAAAACCCACAAAAGUGAAAGUCAUCGACAUUGCCAAACGAGGAUAGCUAACUAGUAUGUUGACGGCAGCAGCAUUGAAAAGCAGAUUUAUUGUGUGAUUUUCUUCGAAUCGGGUGAAAUGACACCAAGAAGAAGCAGCCGCUACAAGGGCGUCCCUCGUCGCAAACAUCGCCAUCUUUAAUCAGACACAACAACAGCCCCACUUUAGCGAGUCACCUAGGGGAUCAACACUAUAUGAUGAACUGAGUUGGAGGAAUAAUAUAGACGAAUCUAGGCCAUUAUCGUUUGCAGCGUUCGUGUACCUUUUGACGAGUCUGGCCAAAUUUGGAGUGAAAAGUACUGCAAACUUCCCUACACUUCACCAUGGGAGCAGAUAAAAGAUUAGGUCGCAGUGAACGUAGCGGGAGAUAUGGUUCUGAUGGGGGUCGUGAGGACGCAGAGUGGCGUGAGAGACGGGACAGAGAUCCAGAAAGGGAGUAUGAUCGGCGCUGGGGAGAUGAAAGACAAAGAGAUCGAUAUGAAGAUCGCAGAGACAGAGAAAGCCCAGAGAGGGGGAGAAAGCGACAUAACAGUGAUAGAUCGGAAGAUGGUUAUCACUCUGAUGGUGAUUACCAGGACCAGGACCCCGACUACAGGAUGGAGCAAGAGGAGGAGAGCAAGACUAUCAUGCUCAGGGGCCUGUCCCUCAACGUCAUAGAGGAGGAUAUCCGGGUUGCCCUGGAGCAGCUGCAGGGACCCCAGCCUGUGGACAUCCGUCUGAUGAAGAAGAGAACAGGUAUAAGCCGAGGUUUCGCCUUCGUGGAGUUUUAUCACUUGCAAGAUGCUACCCGAUGGAUGGAGACCAAUCAGAACCAGUUGGUGAUCCAGGGGAAGAACAUAGCCUGUCACUACAGCAAUCGGAAACACAAGUUUGAAAACUGGCUGUGCAACUCUUGCGGCCUGUACAAUUUCCGGAAGAGGCUGAAGUGCUUCAGGUGUGGAGCAGUCAAAGUUGAGGGAGAGUCUGCUGGACCCAGUGGUGUCAACACAGAGCCUCAACACACUGGAGAUUUCUAUGGAGACACUAUCAUUCUGAGGAACAUCGCCCCCCUGAGCAGCGUUGAGGCUAUCCUGACCAUGCUGGCUCCCUACGCCCACCUUUCGGCCGGCAACAUCCGUCUCAUCAAAGACAAGCAGACCGGACAGAACCGAGGCUUUGCCUUCGUGCAGCUCUCUUCUCCACUCGAGGCCUCCCAGCUUCUCACCAUUCUCCAGGGCCUACAGCCUCCUCUCAAACUGGACGGGAAGACCAUCGGUGUAGACUACGCCAAGAGUGCCAGGAAAGACCUGUUGACGCCAGAUGGGAGCAGAGUCAGUGCCUUCUCUGUUGCAAGCACCGCCAUCGCUGCUGCCCAGUGGUCCUCCAGCCAGCUUCAGCAGGGACUGGGUGCAACCACAGAGUAUGGUGCCCUGCAGGAGGGCUACAGACAGUACUCACAGAACUACCAGCCAUGGCCCCAGCUGGAAGGACUGGCCACUACUUCUCUUGGGGAUGGAAUAUUAGGAGCUGCCCCAGGAGUGAAGACUUUGAUCCCUUCAGUUGCAGGGGUGGUUGUGUCCCAGACCGCCCAAGUCUACCAGCCUCACAUCCUCACUCAGACAGCACUGCAGCAGUCUCACCCGCUGCUAGGUCACCUAGACGUCCUGGUUCCCUCCUCAGCCCUGGGUGCAGCUGCACCCUCUCUGGCUGCCAGCGCUGCUCCCAGUGCUGCUCCCACUGACAAAACCCACGUUGUUCCUGACAUCUCUACCUACCAGUAUGAUGAGGCGUCAGGGUACUACUAUGACCCACAGACUGGUCUGUACUAUGAUUCCAACAGCCAGUAUUACUACAACUCCCAGACUCAGCAGUACCUGUACUGGGACAGUGAGCAACAGGCGUACGUCCCAGCCCCAGCAGCAGCAGCCCCAGCAGAGGGCAGCUCAGAGCAGGCUGCUGCCUCCACCUCCACAGCUCAGGCCUCCACCACACCUGGGAAAGAGGCCAAGGACAAGAAGGACAAGCCCAAGAGCAAGUCUGCACAGCAGAUUGCUAAAGACAUGGAGCGCUGGGCAAAGAGUCUGAACAAGCAGAAGGAGAGCUUCAAGAGCAGCUUCCAGACCUUGCAGGGCAGGGAGGAGGAGAGGAGGGAAUCUGCUGCGGCCGACGCUGGCUUCACCCUGUUCGAGAAGCAUGGUGCAGGGUUUGAGGCCCAGCCCCUGAUGCUGCCCCCUGAGCAGGUGAAGAGUGCAGAACUGGUCAUCCCAGCCAAGAGUGGCCUGGUGGCAGCCUACAGCGGGGACAGUGACCCCGAGGAGGCGGCGGCCGCGGCGUCCUUUGAGCGCUCGGAGGAAGGAAGUGACAAGCUGAUGGACUGGAACAAGAUGGCCUGCCUGCUCUGCCGACGACAGUUCCCCAACAAAGAGGCCUUGCUGCGCCACCAACAGCUCUCUGACUUGCACAAGCAAAACAUGGAGAUUCACAGACGAUCGAAACUAUCAGAGGCGGAACUUGAGGAAUUGGAGAGGAAGGAGACGGAGCUGAAGUAUCGAGACAGGGCUGCUGAACGAAGGGAAAAAUAUGGAGUUCCUGAACCUCCAGCACCAAAGAAGAAGAAAUUCUAUCAGCCUCCCACCCCAACUGUGAACUAUGAGCAGCCCACGAAAGAUGGCCUCACGAGUGACAACAUCGGCAACAAGAUGCUGCAGGCCAUGGGCUGGCAGGAGGGCAAGGGCCUGGGGCGCAACCAGCAGGGCAUCACAGCACCCAUCUCGGCCUCGUUAAGGACAAAGGGUACAGGCUUGGGCAUCAAAGGGAGCUCCUAUGAACUCUCAGCAUCUGACACCUACAAGGAUGCUGUUCGCAAGGCCAUGUUUGCACGCUUUACUGAAAUAGAGUAAACGAUCUACCUAAUUUGUCACAAUAUGAACAAUACGAGAUACAUUGUUUAUUGAAUAUAAUUUACUGCUGCCUUGUGUUUAUUACAGAUGUUUCGUUAAAAUGGAAUAUCCUCCAAUUCGGUAUAUUUUUGGUUAAUGAAAAGCUCCAGGUUUUAUUGGGGGGGGGGUUAGUGGGGUGAGAAACUGUGAUGUUGAAGGUAUCUGACAGAUCUGUUCCUAGGCCAAACUAUUCAUGACAUAUAGUACGAAUGUGUCAUGCAUUUUUUUUUUUUACAUGAUGAAAUGCUUUCUAGCAAUUUCUUGAGAAUGUACAGUGUGUAUAGUUUUUGUUGUUGUACAGAAUAGGAAUGGUGUCUCUGCUGUGUUUGUCUUUGAGAGAUAAAAUAAAACAUAAAUAAAACUUGGA
Molecule: messenger RNA, 3386 nt
Organism: Hypomesus transpacificus
Lineage: Eukaryota; Metazoa; Chordata; Actinopteri; Osmeriformes; Osmeridae
Product: RNA-binding protein 5-like
Exons: 25
Coding region: 425-2980 (851 amino acids)
Biological process (GO): mRNA splicing, via spliceosome
Cellular component (GO): nucleus
Molecular function (GO): RNA binding
Source: RefSeq, a predicted model, not a curated record